CAAAAAUUGGAAUUGGCGUUGUGUUGAUGUCAAUCAAGAUUGAAACUGUGUGUAAAGGCGGGAUUUAAGAAUCUAAACAUUGUCAUUAUGAGUUUGUUUGAGUGAUGUUAUGUGUUUUUUUUUGGUGCCCAUUACCUGUCAAAGCUUUACGUUUUUGAUCCUUUUUUCGCAGGUAGUUUUUCAAAAAAUCGUGAUUUUUAGUCAAAAUGGCCGAAAGUUCGGUCAACGGUUUGCCCGACGUCCCGGAAAUAAAGACAGAACUUGAGGAAGAGCUUCACCCCGUAAUACCCAAAGAAUUUCUCACUAACGGCGUACACGAAGACAGCGAUUGCGAGGAAAUCGCAUACUUCAGUCAAGCCGAAGUGGACAGCACCAGAAGAUGUCUUGAAAACACUCGCCUCAUAAUCAAAGAUUUUGAGACACAGCUAGACUGGCAUUUGCAACAAUACAUGGCCCUUCGGGACAUUUUCAACAAGAAAGGGGGCGGCAAGGACGACUCGUCGAAAAAACAGGAUUUGUUAAGUAUAUCCCAACUAAGCGCCUUAAUCGCCAACCACCCUGAAGGCAACAAGAAGUUCAUCAAGCGAAAGGGGGCUUUGAACGGCCCCGGAAAUAAGAAACGGCGCCAAAAUAAGGAAACUGAUUCGGAAGGGAGUGACUUUAGCGACGACAGUGAAGACUAUGAGGAAAUUACCGGGGGUAAACAGCCCUCCAAGAAGAAAAAGAGUAAGAAAAACAACUUUGAUAUGGUGGUGCCUAAAGACGAAAUCGAGGAGGAAGUCCACGAAUUGAUCGAACCCAAAGUGGAAAGACAGAGUGAUGAGGAGAUGGAGGUUGCGCCUCCAAUGCCGGCGAAAAGGGGGCGACCACCGAAAAGUGAGACCGGGGGUCGAGGGAGGAAGAAAGUAGAGACGGUUGAUUUGACAAAUAUGAGGAGUUGUUCAGUUGUGUUAAAUAGGUUUGAUGAGUCUCAAAGGCCAGUUGUUGUUAAAGACGAAAAUAUUGACAAGGAUGAUUUAGUCGAAUUGUUGCAAAGUAAAGCGAUUGAUACGAUAGAAAAAUUCUCACCCGAUUCGGAAAAACCGAUAGAAAUUUUGAGAGAGGAUAACUAUAAAGAGUUUAAUUAUAACGAAUUGAGUACAAGUAACAUCGUUGUAAUGUUUGAUGACCUCGAGGAGUUACCCGAGUUUGUUUUUAAUAAAAAAGUUGCUGACUUUAUCCUAAAUGGUCAGAUUAAGCUUGUCAAAUCAGGCGUUUUUGAUCAGUUUUUAGGUGAUCAAAAAAUUUAAUAAUAGUAUACUAAAAAUAACAGAUGUUGAAAAUUUAGUCUUACGAUUACUUCCUAGUGUAUGGUUUUAUUGUUCAUUUUUUAUAAUUCCGUUCUAUCUACAUAACCGUAACGAUGUAAUUAAUCAUCACAGAAAAGCGGCGGUUGUAUUUUUUUUAUAAAUUUAAUAUUUGUUUAUGUACA
This is a messenger RNA of Tribolium madens (black flour beetle), 1471 nucleotides long. RefSeq lists its product as uncharacterized. The record is from RefSeq and is a predicted model, not a curated record. Bases 207 to 1289 code for a protein of 360 amino acids. The transcript is spliced from 2 exons. NCBI's taxonomy places the organism in Eukaryota, Metazoa, Arthropoda, Insecta, Coleoptera, Tenebrionidae.